This is a messenger RNA of Dendronephthya gigantea, 1048 nucleotides long. RefSeq names its product melanocortin receptor 4-like. Lineage: Eukaryota; Metazoa; Cnidaria; Anthozoa; Malacalcyonacea; Nephtheidae. Gene Ontology annotation, biological process: G protein-coupled receptor signaling pathway. The record is from RefSeq and is a predicted model, not a curated record. Gene Ontology annotation, cellular component: membrane. Gene Ontology annotation, molecular function: G protein-coupled receptor activity. The transcript has a single exon. Bases 107 to 1048 code for a protein of 313 amino acids.
AUCUCCCAGUGAGUAAGGACGAAAAAAUAUUUAAGAUAAGCCAGGUCCAAAAGGAAGAAAUUUUGGAGCAUUUGAAUUACCAGUCAAUCCAUUUCGAGCCAAGAAAAUGCUGUGCCUUGAUUUAAGUGAAGAAGAAACUAUCUGCAUUUUUGCUGUUGUGCUAAUAUUCGGACUGCUCGGGUUCGUGUUAAAUCUUCUCCUGAUAUCCUCUAUUACAUUGACGGACGGCUUCGCAGAGAUUCCGGCGAAUUUAUUUGUUUUGAGCCUAGCCGUUUCAGAUACCAUGAUAGACUGCGUGGCUGCUCCUCUUAUGAUUUACAACAUAUAUCACUUUGCAUUUGAUGCCUCCCUCGUAGUAGGCAAGUUUUUUGGCUUGGCGACUACUGGAAGCGUAUUCCUCUUAACCCUGAAUCGCUUCAUCUCCACAGUAAAAGCUUUGAGGUAUCCCACCAUUGUGACCUUCAAACGAGCCGUAACUAUGGUUGGCGCUAUUUGGUUUGUCGCUCUCCUCGUCGCUGUCAAGACUGCAGCGAGUUUAAUCUCCGAUUUGGUACCAAAUGUGAGUGUUGCACAGUACAUCGUCGUAUUCUACGUUCUAACAUCAAUUGCAUUGUGCGUGUAUAUGUACAAAUUAGGCAGAGAACACGCGAAACGUGUGAAACAGCAGGCGUUUGCCGUAACCGGUGAACUUCAGGCAGCCUUGCAUGAGUUCAAAACGUUACGUACGCUGUUUCUCAUCGCUGGGAGUCUUGGAGCAUGUCUGUUGCCAAUAACGGCACUAUUUAUAGUCAUUGAUAGGGAAGAAAAUCCUGCUAAGUUUCAUCGUGCAUUCAGUUUUAGCGCCCCCUUGGUUCUUCUAAAUACAAUUAUAGAUCCUGUUGUGUAUUAUUUUCGAAGUAAAGGAUUUCGUAAAGGUGGCCCAUUAGGGACACGCUUCUUCCGUAGAGAAUCGAACUUGUUCUGUAUUAAUUAUGUUGUUUCCGCACUAAUAGAGUCUAGCUGUAAAAACUCAUACAGCUUCCGGCAAAGCGGAAGAGUAUUCCCUUAA